Hemiscyllium ocellatum (epaulette shark) is the source of this 1658-nucleotide messenger RNA. RefSeq names its product meiosis-specific nuclear structural 1 (gene mns1). The record is from RefSeq and is a predicted model, not a curated record. Lineage: Eukaryota; Metazoa; Chordata; Chondrichthyes; Orectolobiformes; Hemiscylliidae. Gene Ontology annotation, biological process: cilium organization. Gene Ontology annotation, cellular component: motile cilium. The coding region runs from base 1 to 1584 and encodes 527 amino acids. The transcript is spliced from 10 exons.
AUGUGGGUCAACCUGCAGGAUAUGCACUGCAACGGUUCAAGAAAGCAGCUCAUCACGGUCUUCUUCAUGGCAAAUAGGGCUUACUCUUGCCCUACUAAAUUUGUGAAAAAUCAAGAGAGUCUACCAUUGGAAGAUGACACUGAGAUUGAUGAGAAUUCAGUGUUUGCACAUUUUCUUCAAAAAUUGGAUAAAGAAAAGUCUAUAUUGUCCAGAUUGAGGUCUGAUGAACUGGCACCAAUGAAGCGGUUCCAAAGGAUAAUAAAGGAUAUAGAACAGGAGAAAAUGAUGGAAGAAGCAAUUAUAAAGGCAGAAAAAAGAAAAGUAUUGAAGGCAAAACAAUUAGAACAAGAGGAGAGAAUUGCCAAGGAACUAGAAAGAAUAAAAUAUGAAAAUCUAAAAGAUGAAAAAAUGAGACAGCAAGUCAGAGAAAACAGUAUUGAGCUUCGUGAGUUGGAAGCCAAAUUGAAGGCUGCUUAUGUGAACAAAGAAAGAGCUGUCCAGAUAGCUGAAAAAGAAGCAAAUCGUUUAGAGAAGAUUAAACGAGAGGCUGAGAUUGCUAAACUGAUGAAGAAAGAGCAUGAAAAAGCCACAGCAGAGGAAAUGAAGGAGGAACAAAAACGUCAUGAAAAAGCUGUAAAAUAUCAGAAGGAGCUCGAAGAGCAAGUUGAUCAAAAUGAACAAAGGAGACAGGAAGCAUAUGAUGAAUUCCUAAAAGAUAAACUGAGAGUUGAUGAAAUUGUAAGAAAGAUCUAUGAAGAAGAUCAGAGGGACAGACAGCUGAAGAUGGAGAAGAGGAGGGAAACUCAGAGGUACAUUGAGGAAUUCCAGAAGCAACGAGCUGAGUGGAAACAAAUGGAACGGGAAAGAAUGGAAGCAGAGAACAGACAAGUUAAGGAGUUCGCUAAUGCACAACAAAGCAGGGAGGAUGACCGAAUGGCCAAAGUUCGAGAACGAGAUGAACAGAAAAAUAUGUUGUACAAAAAGCUUGCUGCUGAAAUUGAAAAGGAACGACAGGAGCGUGAAGAAUUGGAGAAUGUCCGACAAGAACUGUACCUUGAAAAAGCAGAAGAGGCUCGCAGACAGCAAGCUAUAGCAGACAGGGAGAAGCAAAUUAAUCAGCGUCUUGAAUUGCAGCAGACCUAUCAAGACCAAAUGGUUUUCAAACAGAAGCGUAUGCAGGCAGAGAAAGAAGAAGAAGAAGAAUUACGAAGGAAGAUGAUGGCUAAACUUGCAGAAGAUGACCGCAUUGAACAGAUGAAUGAACAGAAAAGACGUAUGAAACAGCUUGAACAUAAGAAAGCUGUGGAAAAAAUCAUUGAAGAUCGACGUCAACAAUUUGAAGCAAACCAACAACGGGAAUUUGAAAGACAGUAUGAAGAAGAAAGGAAGAAGGCAGCUCUCCAAGUCAUCAUUGAAGAAGAAAGGCAGAAACUUCUCAAAGAGCAUGCCAGCAAGCUAUUGGGUUACCUUCCAAAGGGAGUAUUUAGAGAUGAACGAGAGCUCGAGUUAUUUGAUGAAACCUUCAGAGAAAAUUUCAAGAAAGGAAGCGCUAAUUUAUCAUCAGACGAAGGUUGGGAUUGUUAGACCUGUGAUGAUAUUGCUUGACAUUAUGUCAACUUUGUCUAGAGCAUGGCUGCAUUAGCCAGCACAAGUUACUU